This is a messenger RNA of Rotaria socialis, 1074 nucleotides long. The record is from the annotation of a GenBank genome assembly. Lineage: Eukaryota; Metazoa; Rotifera; Eurotatoria; Philodinida; Philodinidae.
AUGAACUCUCUACAUUGGUAUCUACUUAUAACUGCCUUUACGCUUAAUCAAGCAUCUGCUACUAUAAUCUAUCUUGAAAAUUGUACAUACUCAUUAAAUCUCUAUAAACAAUACUUAAAUCUACUUUGGUCAUCGAAUGAUUCUCGUACGCUACAUAUUCAAGCUGUUUAUUCCCUAUCAUCGAAUGCUUCUCUAAUACCUGGCCAUAUCUAUACAAAUUUAUUUCCGUCGGCUGCUUUGGUACCAUUUUUUGUUCAAUGUAAAUAUCCUGAAUAUUUUUCUUCAAAAUCAUACUUAUCAUUUACACAAUGUGCAUCAACGAUAACAAAUUUUUUAACGAGAAAAAAUCAUGAAUCAACAAGAACUAAUCUUUAUUUAAAAACAAUUCUAUUCAUGCCAAACGUUUCAUUACUUUAUAUAGGCGAAUAUAAUAUUUUAUUAUCGAAUUGUUCGUUUAAAUUGAAUUCAAAAACUUAUCGAUUAAAACCUUCUGAUAUAUUUAAAUUUCAUAUUGAAUACGAAAAUUCAAUAAAUAAUAAUAAUAAUAAUACAACAAUAACAACAACUUGUAGUAAAUGUAAUAAACGUACGUCUAUUUGUUAUGAAAAACGAUGUAUUUGUCGUCCGGGCACAACACCGUUUAAACUCUAUAAAAAUAAUGAUUAUUGUAUUGAUACAACAUCUAAUUGUUCUUAUGAUUCGCAACGUUGUUUACCGUCUAAAUCCAUUCCUCUAUUCAAUAAACGUUCAAAUCAAUAUUUUUUAAUACUAAUUCUAUUAAUAAGUUUACUUUUUAUGUUAUUUCUUUUUCUACUAUGGUGUUUAUUACGUAAUGCACGUACACAUACGUUUACCGAUGAAAAAGAUCUCUCGUCAAAUCCACCUAUAUUUACAAUACAUAGACAUGAACGUACGCCAUCAACUAUUUCAACGACGGACUCAGUAAAAUUAAAUGAUUACAAUUGUAUUGAUCAACAUAUUCUUGCGAACGAAUAUGUCAGUACAAUUUAUGAAGAUUAUCCAAAGAUUAUUUCGAAUAAAAAUAAUGCCGAAGUUGUUUUAAUUUUAGUUUAA